Scutellospora calospora is the source of this 759-nucleotide messenger RNA. The record is from the annotation of a GenBank genome assembly. NCBI's taxonomy places the organism in Eukaryota, Fungi, Glomeromycota, Glomeromycetes, Diversisporales, Gigasporaceae.
AUGAAUUCUCCAAACGAAUCUGUUUGUGUUCAAUUUACAAUGAACAUGAUACCAGUGAAUCACGAACAUUCGGCUUAUGAUGAAUUGCAAAGAAUCUGGCCAAGACCACAUGUAUUAACCAUUAGUGAAAACGAAUUAACCAAACCAGCGCAUGAUUCUCGAAACGCUGUGAAACAUCGAAAAAAUCCCAUAUCUUUCUCACCUCCAAGACCACUCAAUGCAUUUCUCCUAUAUUUAAAAGAUUUUUAUGCGAAGCUAAAAUCAGAUGGUGUGAUAUUAGAUAAUGAAGCGAAUAAAAAAAUGUCGAGCAUCGCCUCUAAAGUUUGGAAACAACAACCACCAUCAGUUCAUUACUAUUUUACUGUUCUUGCUAAAGUAGCGAAAGAAGAGCACAAUAAAUUAUACCCCGGUUACAAAUAUAAACCUAGAAAGCCUAGGAACAACGGAAAUAAACGCGUUUCUAAAAAAGCAAACCAAUUUACACCUGAAAAUAAACGCGUUUCUAAAAAAGAAAACAAUAAUAUUGAAGCCGAAUUAGUUUUUGAAAUUGAACGAUCUCAGAAUAAUCUUCCUCUUUAUGAGAGAACUUCUCCUGUAGACAUCGAAUGUGAUAACAUCACAACUCCGCCUAAAGAUGUCGAAUUUUCUUACGCUGAAUCUUUAGCGAGUCCAGAAAGUGUUAAUAUUAAUGAUUUAAACAACGACGAAUGGUUCGAUAAAUAUAUCAAUUAUCCAUUAGUUUCCGAGUUUGUUUUAUGA